This is a messenger RNA of Drosophila yakuba, 1009 nucleotides long. RefSeq names its product fork head domain transcription factor slp1 (gene fd19B). The coding region runs from base 200 to 1009 and encodes 269 amino acids. Gene Ontology annotation, biological process: regulation of transcription by RNA polymerase II; anatomical structure morphogenesis; cell differentiation. The record is from RefSeq and is a predicted model, not a curated record. NCBI's taxonomy places the organism in Eukaryota, Metazoa, Arthropoda, Insecta, Diptera, Drosophilidae. The transcript has a single exon. Gene Ontology annotation, molecular function: DNA-binding transcription factor activity, RNA polymerase II-specific; RNA polymerase II cis-regulatory region sequence-specific DNA binding.
AUGAAUCCGAAGGCUUUCAUGAAUCUGUUUGCGCGGCGAUUAAAAAAGGGGGAUGGAUCGCUAAUCCGCGACCCAGGAUGCACGGGUAAUCCUCGAGGGCAGCCUUCUGCUCCGCGAAUAAAUAGAUCGGUGGCCGGUGGACAGGGCACAGUCGUUCUACGAACUCAAACAGUGACACACAUUCCAGUAUUAUAUUGCCAUGGACACGACACCAGUCUUCCAGUCCAGCUUCUCCAUUCGAUCGCUGCUCUCCGUGGGCAAAAAGGAGGACUCACCCACUUCUAAGCAUAACUCCGGAAACAGCUCCAGCUCCAGCUCCAAUUCCAGCACGGAUUCGUUGACCGCAAAGAGCAAUGCGAAGCCGGCUUUCACCUACAGCGCCCUCAUUGUGAUGGCCAUCUGGAGCAGUUCCGAGAAGCGUCUGACCCUGAGCGGUAUCUGUAAGUGGAUCGCGGAAAACUUUCCGUAUUAUCGCACCCGCAAGAGCGUCUGGCAGAACUCCAUCCGGCACAACCUGAGUCUCAAUCCGUUCUUCGUGCGGGUGCCGCGAGCCCUCGAUGAUCCUGGACGUGGCCACUACUGGGCACUCGAUCCGUAUGCCGAGGAUCUGUCCAUCGGCGAGACAACGGGACGCCUGCGCCGCAGCAAUUGGCCUCAGAAUCCGGUGACCAGGCCCAAGGUCACAGGCCAUCCCUACCAGCGAGUGUCGCCACAUUAUGGGUAUGGUAACGGUCCAUAUAUCAAGACUCACAGCGCCUACUUCCCCAUAGUGGACCACCAGCACCAUGCCGCCAUGGUGCAGCACUACCAGACCAUGAUGCACAGAUACCAGAUGAUGCCACAUCCUCACCAUCACCAGCAACCGCAUCAACAUCCUCAUCAGCAUCCUCAUCCGCAUCCUCAUCCGCAUCCUCAUCCGCAUCCUCAUCCCCAUCUCAUCCAACAAUCGAAGACAUUUCAUCCGCAGGAGCCAUUGUAUCAUCAUGCAUAUCACCUCCACCAAGAGUGA